This is a messenger RNA of Dryobates pubescens (Downy woodpecker), 1987 nucleotides long. RefSeq names its product septin-2. Gene Ontology annotation, molecular function: GTPase activity; molecular adaptor activity; GTP binding. The record is from RefSeq and is a predicted model, not a curated record. Gene Ontology annotation, biological process: regulation of exocytosis; cell division; cytoskeleton-dependent cytokinesis. Lineage: Eukaryota; Metazoa; Chordata; Aves; Piciformes; Picidae. The transcript has 13 exons. Gene Ontology annotation, cellular component: synaptic vesicle; microtubule cytoskeleton; cell division site. The coding region runs from base 140 to 1189 and encodes 349 amino acids.
CUCAGGCACGCAGGCGGGGUGGGAGAGCCGCUCCGUCCCUCCUCUCGCUCGUCCUGGAGCCGCGCCCCGCUGCUGGCCUGGGAAGCGGCCUAGACCAUAGAGUCGAGCAGAAGUGUCUGAAACUUGGAAGUGACGAAACAUGUCUCAGUCAGGCGAAAAAGUGAAGUUCUCCGACUCAGCAGGCUAUGUGGGGUUUGCUAAUCUGCCCAACCAGGUUCACAGGAAAUCUGUGAAGAAGGGCUUUGAAUUCACAUUGAUGGUGGUUGGGGAGUCUGGCUUGGGAAAAUCCACACUGAUUAACAGUCUGUUCUUGACUGAUCUUUAUCCAGAACGUUAUAUUCCUGGAGCUGCAGAGAAAAUAGAGAGAACAGUUCAGAUUGAAGCUUCUACAGUAGAGAUCGAGGAGCGAGGGGUGAAACUGCGCCUUACAGUAGUUGACACACCAGGAUAUGGAGAUGCCAUUAACAGCCAGGACUGCUUCAAAACAAUUAUCCAGUACAUUGACAACCAGUUUGAAAGGUACCUUCAUGAUGAGAGUGGUCUGAACAGACGUCACAUUAUAGACAACAGAGUCCAUUGCUGCUUUUACUUCAUCUCUCCCUUUGGGCAUGGGCUGAAACCUUUAGAUGUAGAAUUCAUGAAGGCUCUGCACGGAAAAGUCAACAUUGUCCCUGUGAUUGCCAAGGCUGACACACUGACACUGAAGGAGAGAGAAAGGCUGAAGAGAAGAGUUCUGGAUGAGAUUUCUGAGCAUGGAAUUAGGAUUUAUCAGCUCCCCGAUGCAGAUUCUGAUGAAGAUGAGGAGUUUAAAGAACAAACCAGAGUUCUGAAGGCUAGCAUCCCCUUUGCUGUUAUUGGAUCCAAUCAACUUAUUGAGGUGAAAGGGAAAAAAAUCAGAGGCCGUCUGUAUCCCUGGGGAGUUGUUGAAGUUGAAAACCCAGAGCACAACGAUUUCCUUAAACUGCGCACAAUGCUGGUAACACACAUGCAGGACCUGCAGGAGGUCACCCAGGACUUGCACUAUGAGAACUUCCGUUCGGAGAGGCUGAAACGAACUGGCAAGCCUGUUGAAGAAGAAGUGGUAGAUAAGGAUAGAAUCCUCCAGCAGAAAGAGGCUGAGCUGCGCCGCAUGCAGGAGAUGAUCGCACAGAUGCAAGCCCAAAUGAGAAUGAAGCCUGGUGAUGAUUAAGGUGUUUAACAUCUGGAUGCAUCAGCAGCAUACAGGUCUCUAAGUGGAUGGGUGCAGUGUUUUCUUCGACCGAAUGGUAACGUUGAAAUGCAAAAGCCGGAUGCCACAGCUCAAGACCUGCGUGAAACACACAAAGUCUGAAGAUCGUGUUGUAAAACGGCUUGGCUUAUAUAUUCCAUGUUAAUCAAGUAUAUUGUAUCUCUAUUCUUUUGGUAACACUAUCUUCAUACUUAUCAAUGUGGGCUUAUUAUCCUUCCUCUACCCUUUUAUACCAAAACUGAUAGAGUACACUCUUUGGGCUAGUCGUCGUGCUGGGUUUGAGGAGUUAGUCGUGGAUCUGCUAGGUUACUGUGAGCAGUUUGUGAUAAAUACUGAAAGACUGGGUGGGCUGUUUACAGUAAACGUGUGUGUGUUUGCAGAAGUCACCUGCCCUUUGCAGUCAUUGUGUAUCAUCAUCAGUUCAUCCUAACUUUCUCUACGCUUUGGUUAGUUUUGAAGCUUCAUCUCUGGUGGUUUCUAUUUGUGUCAGCUAUGAGAAAACGUACAAACCACGGCUGAUUCACCAGUGAUGAAAAGAAGCUGACUUUCCUAAAUCAUCGUGCCUUAACAUGCCAUAAACACUGCACAUGCCAACAGCUCCUGGGGGCACCUCUGAAGGCUUGUCUUCGGGUCUCCAGCAUUGAUUGCAAGAAUCCCUGUCGCAGGCAUUUUGAUCUGUCAGCUGAGUGGUGGCAUGUACUGACCUUUUUAUACACCAGAACACUACUUUUCAUCGACGUUUUGUAAUAAAUCGUACGG